Daucus carota subsp. sativus is the source of this 859-nucleotide messenger RNA. Its product is annotated as early nodulin-like protein 14. NCBI's taxonomy places the organism in Eukaryota, Viridiplantae, Streptophyta, Magnoliopsida, Apiales, Apiaceae. Gene Ontology annotation, cellular component: plasma membrane. The transcript is spliced from 2 exons. Gene Ontology annotation, molecular function: electron transfer activity. The record is from RefSeq and is a predicted model, not a curated record. The coding region runs from base 173 to 703 and encodes 176 amino acids.
AGUGCACACCAACCAAUCCUUCCUUUAUGUAGGACUCAUUUCACCGACACUCACGGAUAUCAAAACGAUAAAAUAUAGCCUCUCAUUAUGAUGAAUUAAAUGUACACUUACUAAACUUCUCUUUAUAUCAUACUACCUGACCACCUCAACACAGAAGUGUAUCUAGCUUCAAAUGGCUAGGUUCAAUAUCUUCACUUGUUUGGUGGUGGUGUCACUGGCCAUGGGAGCUGGGAUGGUUCGAGCCCAUGUGCACCAUAUUGUUAAAGGGGAGACUGGGUGGGAGCAGUUCUUUGAGCUUGGUUUUAAGUCUUCUGAGUUGAUGAUGUUCAAAGUUGGAGAUCAUCUUUGGUUCCGCAAUGCACAGGACGGAAUCGUGGAGCUGCAGAGCCGCAAAGAAUACCUAUCGUGUGACAUAUCUAACCCUAUCAAAAUGUACACGGACGGCCCAGAUAAGAUCUCACUGCAGCAGGAAGGUAUCCGCUACUUCGCAAGUGGGAAUCCUAGGGAAUGUAAGAAUGGCUUGAAGCUACACGUGGAGGUGCAUCCCCAUGAUAAGAAUGAUGGAACACAGACAGCUGAUUCAACAAAAAUAGCUUCUGCUGUUGUCAAAGCGGCUGGGCCUACUUCAGCUUCGGCCCAUCUUGGUGGGUUUUGUUAUUUGGUUUUGGUUGGGCUCUUGGUUUUAGUUGUGGCCUUGGUUUGAUAGCUUGGAGUGGGUAGUAGUAAUAAAUUACUUGGAUUUGUAGUGAAAUUAGGGAUUAGACGAUAAUAUUACUGGACGAUCUGGUCCAAGUAUAAUGCGAUCAGCGAUGUGAUUUUACAUAUUAAUAAUACUAUCCAUAAUUUCUUGUGGUCUGUA